AACUCUUUCCAUUCGUUCAUUCCGGCCUCUUUUACUGGGCUCCUCAUUUCUAUCAAAAUGUCCAACGUGAGGGAACGGGAGGAAGACACACAAGACUUUGAGCGGUCCCGAAAACGCUCAAAGGUCGACGGUCUGCCUGCUGAUGAUGUAGUCAUGCAAGAUGCUGAGGAAACGAAGCAGGAAGUUAGUCCUCCAGAACCAAGCAACAAACCAGAAGAAAUUGCCGAGAGAUUGCUUCCUCCUAGUCAUGCUUUGCUUGGUCUCCCUCCCCCAAUAUGCUCUCCUGAUGGAACGAUUCAAAUGGUCAUGGAGACCGAUGUCGGCAUCUCUGAGUAUGUCGGACAUGAUGUUCCUACUAUCGAGGGAAUCAUUAAACAAAGGUUCACGGAUUUCAUGGUCUACGAAGUCGACCAAGAUGGUAAUGUAAUUCAUCUGAAGGACCUGGCAAUGCCACAGUCUUCGCGCAAGAAGAGCGAAGAAACGAAACUUUCUGAGCCUGCCACGGAAACUCCUGCUGCCAUACUUACAGAAGAUACUGCUGCUACGAUAGAGCCAAGUCCUCCUGCUGUUGUAACUACCGAGACACCUUCCGAUGAACCUAUGGCUGUCGAGGCUACUGCGGAAGCUACGUCUGCUCAGACCGACGGGACAGAAAAGCUUGAGGCAGAACCUUCAUCGAAAGGAAAAGGAAAGGAAAAGAACGAGGCAGAGCCCUGGCCUGAUCGUUUCGACACGGAUUUGAAGGCCUUCCUGUCAGAAGCGGUUAUAGCCAAAAUCAAGCAGCUCUACUUGGAAGGACCUGAACCGCCUCUAGUCAGUGACAGUGGUUGGGCCGGACGACAAGCAAAAAUUGCGACCCAAGGAGAAGGCGAAGAGUCUUCGUCAGUCCCGGAAACGCCGUCGGAAGAACCUGCGCAACCAAGGGGCAAGCGAGGGAGAGACAGAGGCGGUCGUGGCGGUCGUGGCGGCCGUGGAGGACGUGGAGGCGGUCGAGCUGGUGGGAGGGAAGAUCAUCGCAAAGUCCUCUCUGAUCCCAUUGCGUCGAAGGAGACGCGAACUGGAUUGCACAAAGUCAUACGGGAGCUGUUUAAUGGCAAACUUGAGACUGAGACUGAUACUACGGCGCCCGCUAAUGAUGAUGGUUCUCGCAUUGUCAUCAAGUGGUCGAGAAGUGGGGGAGGAAGGGGAGGUCGUGGGGGAAAGUCUGAUAGAGGAGGUCGGGGUGAUAGAGGAGAGAGGUCUUCAUAUCCUCCUUAUAUGCACUUUACCUUACAGAAGACGAACCGUGACACCCAAGAUGCACUAGCUCAUCUUUCUCGCUCAAUACAUUGCAACAUCAAGGACCUCUCCGUAGCGGGUACCAAGGACAAGCGUGGUGUUACUGUCCAACGAGUAUCGCUCAAGCGAGGGAACAAGACUGUUGAGGAUGUCUGGAAACUCGCAAACGGUGUCGGCCCUCGUCGGACUGCUGAGGAAGCUGUGACUCGUCGUGGUGAACGAGGCAUUCGGAUUGCUGACUUCAAUUAUCGCAAGGCUAGCCUUGAGUUGGGUAUGUUGAAGGGUAAUGCCUUCCUCAUUACGCUGAGGAACGUACAAGUUGACUCUCCGGAGACCAUUGACCGGGCUAUGAAUGUCGUCAAGAACAAGGGCUUCAUUAACUACUACGGUAUGCAACGUUUCGGAACAGCAGCAGUCCCUACACACGCUAUUGGCCUUGCGCUCCUCAAGUCUGACUGGCACAAGGCAGUCUCACUCAUCCUCCGAGUCAGACCAGGCGAACAUCCUGAUGUAGUUGCUGCUCGCAAUGCUUGGUUGGUAGACGGCGACUUGGACAAAGCCCUUGAGUUGAUGCCCAGGCGCGUCGUAGCGGAGAGAUGUAUUCUUGAAAGUUACAAGAAACAAAACGGCGAAACUAGGAACGCUAUGGGCGCAUUGUCAACGAUUCCGAAGAACCUCAGGCUCAUGUAUGUGCAUGCCUAUCAGUCUUACGUUUGGAAUGCGAUUGUUUCCGAGCGUAUUCGCAUGCAUGGAGCGGAGAAGCCUGCAGUGGGGGAUCUGGUCUUCGACAUCGAACCGUCAGAGAAAGGCGAAGGUCAAGACGUCGAGAUGGCUGAGGAGGUUGUUGACGAGGACACUCCGGCAGAAGAAAAAGACAUCGUUGAAGAUGCUGGUCGACCACCUAAGAGAUCUCGGAAGGCAUGGGAACCACCCAAAGUCAAAACUCUGACUGCGGAGGACGUGGACAAGUACUCGAUUUUUGACGUGAUUAUGCCCUUACCAGGCAGAGAUGUUGCAUUCCCCGGAGGUCAGCUCGGGGAACGAUACAGACAAUUCCUCGUUGCCGAUGGCCUCGACCCUGACAACUUUGAGCGGAAGCAGAAAGAGUAUAGUCUUGGUGGUUCAUACCGAAAGAUCAUGCAUCUGCCCAAGGAGUUGUCGUGGCAAGUGCUCAGGUACACAGAUCCCGACGUCGCCCUAGCGCAAGCAGACGAGGACAAACUCUUGGGCUUCGAACCUCCCGUCAUAGAUGAGAACGGCAAGUUCAUGGCAUUGCAAAUUUCCCUGCAACUCGGAACAGCUGCCUACGCUACCAUGGCCUUGCGGGAAGUUACCAAAACUGAAACCAGCUCACACUAUCAAACCAGUCUCACUCAGGCCUCAGCAGACCAAAAGUACAAGGCGUUUGGAGAAACUCUGGCGGUAGUAGAGGACAGUUAGCCGCAGAAACACACUGACGUGGAAGGUACCUAUCCAAUCGAAACGUGAUGUUGUACGUUCUAAUAGCUGGGUAGCAAAUAACUGUCGGAGCCGCUCACAUCGCUGUGAAAUAUGUGUGAAUGUCCCACAGUUCGUCGCAUUGAGUACAGGUUUGCGUGGUAAAUGAGCUGUGUACGUUUGAAGCCUGGGAAGGAGGAAGUGGUCUGUGAGAGAACAAAUGAGUGAGGAUCACCGGAAUCUAGUUCGGUCGCGAGUGGCCGGCGACCGUCGUUUCUUUGCUCACUGCUCUCGCACAUUAUGACUGUGGAUCCUUUACUUUGUAUUCUCAAGCUUGCGAUUGGAGCCCUUGCAUACCGUUAUUGUGGAAUUCGACACGUAUCCUAGCGUUCAUCUUACUAUAAACCUCGACUGAACCCC
This is a messenger RNA of Somion occarium, 3135 nucleotides long. The record is from the annotation of a GenBank genome assembly. Lineage: Eukaryota; Fungi; Basidiomycota; Agaricomycetes; Polyporales; Cerrenaceae.